AUGUCUGGUAUGGACGCGAUAGCAGGGGGACCAGUAACAAGGAGCUCAUCCCGUCAAACUCCUCUCCUCCGCCGCUGCGAAAGAGGACGGAAAUCAACAGCUAGCUUAAAUGCAAAACUUCGUGUUUGCGGAACCCAACAGCGGUACCUACGCCGCAAGAGGCAGCGAGCAGCUAAUGUACCAAUUAGUUCAAAAUCGGAUUCUCCCAUCAGCGAUAUCUCCGACAAUCUUCUCAUCCAUAUUCUUCAACGUCUUCCGGAUCCUAGAUCAGUUUGUGUUUGCAAAUCUGUCUGCAAGCAUUGGAACUUCCUCAUCUCCGAUCCGGGCACCCUCCGUCAGUUAGUUUCUCGACACAAGAUCAAUCCGACUGACGAAGGGCAGCGAUCCAUAGGUGAUACUCUUUCAGUGACCACCUUCUGUUCUGAGUCAUGGGAAUGGAAGUUCAGUUCUCUUGGGGUUCGGCCCUUGUCAGUUGAAUUACCAUUUCUACCUUCCACUGCACCCUAUAUUGGCGUCAGUAAUGCUCAUUCUACGUCCCUUGCUGGGAAGCUAUUUUGGAAGACUACAGGAGCCCAAGUUGCUGUUUACGAUCCUUUCAGCGAUCAAAGACUGCCAUUCAAAUUGAUUGAUUGUUCUCAUUUAUGGUCAAAUGAUAUUGCUAACAACAAUUUCUUGAUUGGGGUUUCUCAAGGCUAUUUGCGUGGGAUGGUGUUUCCACGCCCAGGUCGAGUUCACAGUAAAGGAUUCUUCCAUUGUUGGAAACUGGAAGAGGACAAGAGCGUGGUGGGCGGCUAUAGAUGGAGUUUUGAUUAUAAUGUGUCCAUGCGAAUGGUGUACAACAUUAUUGUCCCACAACUUAAAUUGAACAAGAUAGGAGGAAGAAGGAGGAGGAUGCGGUUGGGGGUAUUGGGGGUUCAUCCCAGCAAGCCAGAGGUCAUCUAUUUUGAGUGUCAUGAUCAUAGUAAAAAGCAUAAUCAUGAUCCUUUCUUCUUCGACUUCCGCCAUCACUUCAGAGUUAAUGAUGGGAGCCCAAAACCUGAUCACAACUAUGAUCCUAUUUAUGUUGUCCCCUUUGAUGUGCUUAGGCAUAAGGUAGUUGGAGAGAUUAUACCAAUUGCUGAAAGUAAUGAGACCCAUCUUAGGUUUAAAAUGUGGGGUAUGUUUGGAGUAGAUGAUCCAAUCGGCUGGGCUGUGUUCCAGCCUGCGAUUCCUUUCUGGCCAACUCCAAUUCCGGUUCCAGGUGACACAAUUGGUUUGGAGGCAAUGCUGAGUGAUGCUGCACUUUUGCUGUAACCUGUUAACUUCUAAAGCAAAAAUCUGCAUGAGCAGAGCUCAGCGUUAUAGUUCCUGAAUAAGAAAAGGGGACGGCACUGACGCAUGGAGGAAAUCUAAAGUAAAUGUUUGGGCAAGUUAUUGUUGUUUGGUUCCGAAUGCUGCCGUGGUUGUUAUUUAUAGAUUUGUGGAAAUCUAUAGUAAAGGUAAGGGCGAGUUAUUGAAGUAUUGUUCAGGAGGCUGCUGUGUUAGUUAUUUAUGGAUUUAUGGUUGUGGACGUGGAUACUGUCUGAUACUUGCGCAGCCAUUUUUGCUCGUCUGUGAAGUGUUCCUUGGUCAUUUUAGAUUCUGCAUUCUAAGUAGCCCCGGGUAAUUUAACUUUCUUGUGGUUUCUAUUGCCCUCGCAAUUGUUUCUACACUAGAUCUUCACGCGUCCAUUAGUCUCAAUUUCUUUUGUUGAAAGAUUAAGACGGUGCUGCUAGGCUUGUGAUCGCUUCUGUGGCUGCAACAGAAGGCCAGCUUACGAUUGGGUGAGUUUGUUGAGCUAGGAAUUUCAGGAGGAGCCCUCAAGAAGUUUCGGUAUUUGACGUGACCCAACCUGUAAAACUCGGUAUUGAUGGGUUUCAGGUCAGAUCUGGGUGAUAUCCUUUUCUUUUUUUAAGGGCUGAAAAUUGGCCCGAUCCUGUCAUGACCCUGUCUGACCCGUCCAUAAAGGGUCAAGAUGUAUAACUGUGGGGAGUCGCGGUCAUGAAGGGUCGGGGCGGGUCACGAAGGGUCAGGUACACAGUCUUAUUUGGAGAGCAACUUUCAUCCCAAGUCCCAAACCCGUACGUGUAACGGAUACCCAUUACCCUCACGGGAUGGAUAACAGAAUCGAUGUCCACUCUGUCAACAACAUAGGAAGCCUAGGGAAGUACCCAAAUGAAGAAGACGUUAUAGGAAUUACAGUCCAGAACUGCACCAUCAACGAAACCCAAAACGGGAUUCGAGUCAAGACUUGGCCAAGGUCGUUGACGGGGAGUACCUCAGGUGACUAGGGAUGGCAAUGAGGCGGGUUUGCCUAAACCAUCCCCAUCCCCGCUUUCAAGUAUCCAAACCCAUACCUGCCACAUACCCAUGCGGGGGAAGAUUUUGCUAACCCAUCCCCAUACCCGUGGGUUUCAGGUACCCAUGAGUAAUAUCCGCCCCGUACAUCCAACAUUAUAAUACAUAAAAUUUUACAUGUAAAUUUUCAAUUAUAACAUUAAAGGCACCUAUUAUAUCAUGAAGACGAGAAAGUGACAAUAAUUAUUAAUAUGGUUCAAAAUAUUUUAUCCUAAAAUUUCCCUUAAUCCAUAAAAUAGAGUACUACAAUGUAAUCCAAAUCAUUAUUUAUCUAAC
Molecule: messenger RNA, 2652 nt
Organism: Linum tenue
Lineage: Eukaryota; Viridiplantae; Streptophyta; Magnoliopsida; Malpighiales; Linaceae
Source: the annotation of a GenBank genome assembly